This is a messenger RNA of Westerdykella ornata, 6536 nucleotides long. RefSeq names its product polyketide synthase. The coding region runs from base 69 to 6245 and encodes 2058 amino acids. The record is from RefSeq and is a predicted model, not a curated record. The transcript is spliced from 8 exons. Gene Ontology annotation, molecular function: fatty acid synthase activity; 3-oxoacyl-[acyl-carrier-protein] synthase activity. Gene Ontology annotation, biological process: secondary metabolite biosynthetic process; fatty acid biosynthetic process. NCBI's taxonomy places the organism in Eukaryota, Fungi, Ascomycota, Dothideomycetes, Pleosporales, Sporormiaceae.
AGGCUGACCUCUCUGUCGUCAAAUUCUUUCGCGAUUCCAUCAGCUCGGCCUUGGGUUUAAUCGACAUUAUGCAUACAGUUCUUUAUUUUGGAGAUCAGACCGAUGGGUGGGUUGAGGGAAUCGAUCAGCUUCACCGUCAGGCUGCGACGACACCAUGGCUCAAGGACUUCUUCGACGACGUGCUCCGAGUAGUCAAGGAAGAAUCGCAGGGAAUGGAUGACGUCUUGACAGACAGCCUUGGUGAUUACUCCAGUCUCUUUGACCUGGCAGAUCGUUAUCGGUACUCCCCGGAUGAGGUCGGCAUGGCGCGAGCGGUUCUUCUGCAUGUCGUGAGAGCGGCAAUGCUGCUACAAUGGGUGAAGAGGGAACCGCAGCUUGUUAGCGAAACUGGUGUCAAGCCCGAACGGCUGGGAGUCUCUGGUGGACUCACAAACCUCGCCGCACUGGCUAUCUCCACAGACUUAGCGUCCCUGUAUGGUGCUGUGUUAGAGGUGGCCAGAGUGUUCGUUAGGCUCUGCAGGUUCACCUCUGUGCAAUCGAGGGCCAUGGAGGACCGUCCUGGAGUUUGGGGCUGCGCAGUCCUAGGGAUUAAACCUGAUGAACUUCGCAAAGUGCUCGAGCAGUUCCAGGAAAGCAUGGGAAUUCCGCCCAUCAAGAGAGCCAAGGUUGGGGUUACUGGAGAUCGUUGGAGCACUGUUAUUGGCCCACCCUCCGUUAUCGAGCUUGUUUUCAGCCAGUGUCCAUCCCUCCGAGAUCUCCCAAAGAAUGAUCUGAGCAUACAUGCCCUACAACACAUUGUGACUGUUUCCCAGGCGGACUUAGACUACAUUGUGGGAAAUUCAGACAAGCUAAAGACACCAGUCAUUCCCAACUUCAAGAUCUGGGGUAUGGAUGACCCGGAAGCGACUUACUCUAGCUGGGGUGACCUGUUGCGGGCCGUGGUUUUCCAGGUCUUGUCCUUGCCGCUGGACAUUACAAAAGUCAUGGGCCAGCUUAAUUCGUGCCUCACCUCGCUGCACGUAUCCGUCAAAGUGAUUGGCCCAAGUAGCCAUACCGCCUACCUCGCCAGUGUCCUGAAGAGCACUGGACGUUCGGUCACCUUUCACACCGACAAACUCUUAGAAAACGAACAUCCUCCCAGUGCCGGUCGUGUUGCCAUUGUAGGGAUGGCCGGAAGAGGCCCAGGCAGCGACAAUGUCGAGGAUUUCUGGAAUGUCAUCAUGUCAAAACAGGACCUCAGCGAAGAAAUUCCCGGCGACCGCUUUGAUUUAAAGGAGUUCUAUUGUGACGAGCACAAGGACACUUGUACAACAACAACACGGUUCGGCUGCUUCAUGAACAAGCCUGGGCAUUUUGAUUCACGGUUCUUCCACGUCUCACCCAGAGAGGCGCUGUUGAUGGAUCCAGGUCAUCGGCAGUUCCUGAUGAGCGCUUAUGAAGCACUCGAAGUAGCUGGAUAUUCUGACGGCAAAACGAAAGCCAUCAGCCCAAAACGCAUUGCAACCUUCUACGGGCAAUCUAACGACGAUUGGCAUAUGGUGAGCCAUCACACCCUCGGAUGUGAUGCAUAUACUUUGCAGGGAGCCCAGCGCGCGUUUGGAGCUGGUCGGAUUGCCUUCAACUUUAAGUGGGAAGGGCCCACCUACUCUCUUGAUUCGGCAUGCGCUUCUUCUACCUCUGCCAUUCACCUUGCAUGCAUGAGCCUCCUCACCAAGGAUAUCGACAUGGCCGUUGUAGGCGCCGCCAAUAUUGUGGGUUAUCCUCAUUCAUGGACCAGUCUCAGCAAAUCCGGCGUUCUAUCUGACACGGGCAACUGCAAAACCUUCCGUGAUGACGCAGAUGGUUAUUGCCGAGCCGAUUUCGUUGGAUCUGUCGUUCUCAAGCGCCUGGAGGAUGCUGUCGCUCAGAACGAUAACAUCCUAGCAGUUGUUGCCAGCUCUGGUAGAAAUCACUCGGGCAACUCCACCUCAAUUACAACUUCCGACGCAGGCGCGCAGGAGAGCCUGUUUCGCAGGAUUAUGCACACCGCUAGGGUUUCGCCGGAUGAUAUUUCAUAUGUUGAAAUGCACGGAACAGGGACCCAGAUCGGAGACCCCGCAGAGAUGGGUGCAGUCGUAAACGUUUUCAAGCAACGACAAGCCCAUACUCCUCUGACUCUUGGAGGCGUCAAAGCCAACGUUGGCCACAGUGAGGCGGCUGCAGGCAUGGCCUCGUUGCUAAAAUGCAUCAUGAUGUUCCAGAAAGAUAUAUUGCCACCACAAGCUGGAAUGCCACACACUCUAAACCCCAGAUAUCCGGAUCUUUCAGAAGUCGGCAUAGACAUUCCCUCAGAGCCGAAGCCCUUCACAUCUGUCGGCCAGAAACCAAGGAGAAUUCUUCUGAAUAAUUUUGAUGCAGCAGGAGGUAACGCAUCCCUCAUUCUCGAGGACUACUUAUCCCCAGUGAAAGAAGCCGUAGAUCCUCGCCCAACCCAUGUAGUCGCAAUCUCUGCAAGAACGCCGAAAUCAUAUCACGCGAACAAAGUUAAUCUCCUGGGAUGGCUACGCACACACGAGGAUGCCAGAAUCGAAGAUAUCGCCUAUACAACCACAGCCAGGAGGAUGCAUCACUCCAUCCGAUUUGCUUGUGCUGCAUCGACGGUACAAGAGCUGAUUAAGACUCUCGAGUCAGAUACGUCAAGCGCAACCCCAUCGCGACCCUCCUCUAUGGUCUUCGUUUUCACCGGCCAAGCAUCGCAUUAUCCUGGCAUGGGUGGCGAUUUAUAUACAACAUGUCCUCCGUUUCGCAAGACAGUGGACUUGUGCGCCUCCAUCUGCAAGGAGCAUGGGUUUCCAUUUUUCGAGGCAAUAAUUACCGAUAAGAAUAGUGAAAUUACUGAGGACGACACCACGGCUAUUCAGCUGGCUAUUGUCACGUUAGAGGUUAGCCUCGCUGCCUUCUGGAAAUCAUGCGGCAUUACACCAGCCCUCGUUAUGGGUCAUUCUCUAGGAGAAUAUGCUGCCCUCCAUGUUGCUGGCGUUCUUUCCUUGGCCGACAUGCUCUAUCUCGUUGGACAUCGAGCACGUUUGCUCUCUGAGCGUUGCGAAUCUGGUGCUUGUGCGAUGCUUGCCGUCGGAAUGUCACCAGAUGCUGUGAGGCAACUUCUAGAGACGCAGCCUCAUUCUUCAUGUACGAUUUCUUGCGCAAAUAGCCCUUACGCCACUGUUGUUAGCGGCACCGUCGAUGAUAUCGCCGAGUUACGCACCAUUUUGACAUGCCCUUCGAAAACAUUAGCAGUUCCCUACGGAUUUCACUCGUUCCAGAUGGAUCCGAUGCUAGACGACUAUAUUUCUUUGGCAAGAGGUGUUACUUAUUCAGCACCUAAGAUUCCCGUUUCGUCGACCCUGCUUGCAUCUAUCGUGGACAAACCUGGCACUUUCAAUGCACCGUACUUAGGUCAACAGACCCGACAACCUGUUGACUUCGUCGGCUCAGUUAAAGCUGUCACGGAUGUGCUUGACGACCCAAUCUGGCUUGAGAUUGGUCCUAGUCCAGUCUGUACCUCUUUCAUACGCGCAACUAUUUCUCCGCCCACUGAUAAGAUCCUGUCAACCCUGGACGGAAAGUCUGAGGCUUGGACUUCCAUAUCUAAGUGUCUUGCUGGCAUGUAUAAAAAUGGUGUUGCUGUUGACUGGAUUGCGCUGCACGGCCCGUAUACCGCGGGUUUGAAUUUGUUGACACUGCCAUCGUACGCAUGGGAAUUGAAGGACUUCUGGAUCACGUAUACCGAAGGAGAAGCGAAACUCAAAACGGUCGGCCCGGUCAACACCUCUGGGGCACCCAUAUCGACCUGUGCACAAUAUGUCGCACAGGAAUCAUCAACGCCACCAGAUCUGAUGGUGAAACUCCGAGCCCCAAUUGCUAGCCCAGGCUUCGAUGCACUGAUCAGUGGCCACCGAAUUCGAGGAGUUCCCAUUGUUCCAGGAAGCGUCUUCUGCGAAGCCGGCUUGGCCGCUGCGAAAUACGCCCUGCAGUCCCGCAAAGGCCGGAGGCUCGCCGAUAUACGACUGGCGCUCAGAUCUGUGACCCUGAAGCGACCAUUAACGCGACAGCUCGUUGGAUCCGACGGGGAACUUCUUACUGCGGUCCACGUCAACGAUUCUUCUGAAGAUAUCAAAGUCUCAUGGGAGGCUUCCUCACAGUGUUCCCUCCACGAGCUUGGCAGCGGUAUCGUGUCUAUUACUGAUCCACAAGAGCUUCAAGCCAAGUGGGAUCCGAUCUCCUACUUUGUUAGAGGCAGGAUGCAUGAGCUGAUCAAUAAAGUCAAAGAGGGGCAGGGGCAUAGGUUGCUCCCAGACAUCAUGUACGCCUUGUUCUCAAGUACCGUUGGUUACGCCCCGGCCUUCAAAUGUGUGAAGGAGGCGUUUAUAUCCAGCAAUUUUGAAGAAGCCGCCGCUGAGGUUAUCCUCCGUCCGAACCCGCAAGACACCCAUUUUGUUGCAUCACCUUACUGGGGUGAGAGUCUGGUGCAUCUUGCUGGUUUCCUGGUCAAUGGAAACCCUCAUCGUCUCGCCGACAAGACCACUCUCAUGAUGGAUAGCUUCGGGGCCUUUGAGCAAACAGUUGACUUCCAGCCGGGGAGGUCAUACUUCACCUACGUCCGCGUGUCCAAGCGAGAAAAGAGCACAAUCUACUGCGAUGUGUAUGUCUUUGACACUGAGAAGCUGAUCAUGCAAUGUUCUGCUCUUCGGUUCCACGAGGUAAAUAAUGAUAUCUUGGAUCGACUGUUGGGUAAUACCAAAACGCAACCCGACAACCGAGAUUCUUCCAAGAUGUCAUCAUCAACUGCCUUAAAACAACUGACGACGAUACCGCGAGACAAUGGUGAAGCUUCCCGUGCCAGCUCGCAACCUCUAAUGACGAAGCCAACGCAACGAAGCCAAGUUGAGACCGUUGAGCGUGCGAAGGCUAACAAUGCUACGCCUGAAGCGUUCCAAGUGAUGCUCGAGAGUAUCUCAAAGGGAACAGGCAGCAAUAUUUCCGAGCUUACAGACGAAACUCAGUUGAUCGAGUUGGGAGUUGACUCCAUCAUGGGGAUUGAAAUUGCGGCCAGAGUGAACAGCAUUACCGGCCUGGACAUUCUGCCCUCCUUUGUGAUCGAGUAUUCCACAAUCGGUCAGCUGCGCAAAGCAUUUGCCCAUCCAAAAGAACACGCGGCAGCCGCUGAAGCCAGCGCAGACAUAUCUGACUUUUCGGUUAUGAGCGGUACGCCCGAAUCCUCGAACGGCUCAAGACAUGAAAGCUCGGCAGCAGACCCUGAUAGCAUGACGAAGAUAACCACACCUGAUAUGGAAGUUGCAGAAGAUCUCGUAAUCGUUUCCGCUCCAGACGACGAGAAGUCUAUAACUCCAAGUACUAGGGUUACACUUUUGCAGGGUCGUCCGUCGAGUGGAAAGCAACCGUUCUACCUCAUAGCUGAUGGCACCGGCAGUAUUGCCACAUACAUACAUCUGCCUGCGUUAAAAUCAAAGAUACCUGUCUAUGGUAUCGACUCACCAUACCUUCGCUGUCCGAGCCAACUCACUUCCAAGGUGGGCAUACCGGGCGCCGCAAAGCACAUCGUGGAGGCUCUAGUAAAGUUCCAGCCGCAGGGUCCCUUCUCUAUCGGCGGAUUCUCCGGUGGUUCCAUGCUGGCAUAUGAGGUAUGUCGACAGUUGGGUAUGGAGGGACGCACCGUGGACAGCCUCUUGCUUAUAGACAUGUGCUGCCCUCGCCCACCCGGAGCAGAGGACAAAGCCGAAGUCGGUUGGAGGGUCUACGAGAGUAUAGCUGCGCAGGGUGGCCUCUGGAGUGCUUCGGAGAGUACCCAGCAACAUCUGCGCGCAGUCUUUGCCAGUGUCGCUGCGUAUCAUCCGUCACCACUACCGAUUCAACUGAGGCCUAAGCGUACGGCCAUUAUCUGGGCCCGAAAAGGCUUGAUUGAUCGGUGCUCUGGUGAUUCGGAGCUGAUGGCGCUGCUAAGAAAAUCGAAUAUUCCUACGGAGGCUUUUGAUGGAUUCAUGGAGGAUGCAAGAAUGGGCGCAAUUGCUUGGGGUCUACCACACAAGACGCCUGCAGACCUGGGACCCAAUGGAUGGGAGCGGUAUGUUGGAGAGGCAUAUUGUCUGUCUGUCGAUGCAGACCAUCUCGAAAUGCCAAUGCCAGGACAUGUGCACCUGCUUCACGGGGCAAUUGAGGAUGCUCUCACAUACUUUGGCAGUUGUUGACCCGAGUCGAGAGGUCCUCGAGCUAGUUAGAAAAUCUUGCGACCUUGUUGUUGUGAGCAACCCUGUACUCUUGUUUCAGUUCUGUUAAAGCCUUCUAUUAACUCCUUCACUACGCUAGAGUACGCUACGUUAAGCGUCUCUUUUGGGAGGUGGUGGUGUUCGCCUAGUUAUCAAGUCUAAUAAAUUAGCGACGGUCACUAGUACGGCGGACUAUAUCUAGGUAAAGUGCAAAAACUUAGAACAACAAUCUAAGCAUAGAUUUUAAAAACAAAAAUAUAUUUUCUAAACCCU